AUGCACCAGACCACGCAAGAGGCAAACACCAACCGCGUUCCCUCCCAGAUACACCGUGGCGCUGCCAGGAAGGAAGAGCAGAAACAGCUACUUGGAAGCAACCGGGAUACCGCGCUCACACGUCUACAAAAACUGGUAAAGAGGCUAUCGAUGAAUGAAGGAUUAUUGGGGCGAUACGACGCAGUCAUCCGACAAUACCUGGAGCUAGGACACGCUGAACUGGCACCUCAGAAUGUUCCUGUUCAUCGUGCCACCUAUUAUAUGCCACAUCGGCAAGUUAUACGAGAGGAAUCGCUGACCACCAAGCUCCGGUUCGUGUUUGACGCAUUGUCACACGCUCAAGGCUUUCCAUCACUCAAUGACUGUCUGGAUAAAGGGGUGAACCUCAAUCCAGAGUUACUACAAGUGCUACUUCGCUUUCCGUGGUUUCCGGUCGCCAUCAACUCGGAUAUCGAGAAGGCAUUCUUGCAAAUAGAGAUACAAGAGACCGACCGAGAUGCAUUCCGGUUUCUCUGGUUUGAUGCCAUUCCCGUCAGCCAGGACAAUAACAUUGUCGAAUGGCGCAUGACCCUGGUUCCAUUUCGAUCAACAUCAAGCCCGUUCUUGCUCAUGGCCACUAUUCAUCACCACUUGGACAACGCUUGUAAGGACAAAACACUUGCUUUUAUUUUGAAGAAGUCCUUUUAUGUAGACGAUUUACUGGUGGGUGCGGAGACAUUCGAAGAUGGCCUGAGCAUCUAUGAUUGA
This is a messenger RNA of Dermacentor silvarum, 747 nucleotides long. RefSeq lists its product as uncharacterized. The record is from RefSeq and is a predicted model, not a curated record. Bases 1 to 747 code for a protein of 248 amino acids. The transcript has a single exon. Lineage: Eukaryota; Metazoa; Arthropoda; Arachnida; Ixodida; Ixodidae.